AACAAGUAUUUUACAAAUUUGCAACUCUUCGUUUCUCUCUUUCCCAGUUUUCUUCUUCAUUCUGAACACUCAUUCUGCUGCCAUGCCGUUUAGAGGACUGGGUCGGCCAAAUGCCACAUGUGGCAUGUGUGCCGCUGAUCACACCAAGGAUGCAUUUAUGGAACUGAAAAGGAAGAAAAUUUACCGAUAUUUGGUCUUUAGGAUCGAUGAGAAGGAGCGGGAAGUUGUGGUUGAGAAAAUUGGUAAUCCAGCUGAGACCUAUGAUGACUUCACUGCCUCCCUCCCGGAGAAUGAUUGCCGAUAUGCCGUCUAUGACUUCAAUUUUGUUACUUCCGACAAUUGCCGAAAGAGCAAGAUUUUCUUCAUUGCAUGGUCCCCUUCAUCGUCUAGAAUCCGUGCAAAGAUGCUCUACGCCACUUCAAAACACGGGCUUAGAAGGGAACUGGAUGGUAUCCACUAUGAGAUUCAGGCUACUGACCCUACGGAGAUGGAUCUCGAAGUGCUGAAGGAACGUGCGCACUGAACGGUCUGUAGUUUAACUGUUCCAUUCUAGGUACUACCCUCCUCGAUUUCUCAACUCGGAAUUAGUCGUUGCUUCCUGUGCAGAGUCAUUUCCUGACACAAAGAAUAGUGAAUUUAUAAUUCCUUGAA
Hibiscus syriacus is the source of this 651-nucleotide messenger RNA. Its product is annotated as actin-depolymerizing factor-like. The transcript has 3 exons. Bases 83 to 523 code for a protein of 146 amino acids. NCBI's taxonomy places the organism in Eukaryota, Viridiplantae, Streptophyta, Magnoliopsida, Malvales, Malvaceae. Gene Ontology annotation, biological process: actin filament depolymerization. The record is from RefSeq and is a predicted model, not a curated record. Gene Ontology annotation, cellular component: actin cytoskeleton; cytoplasm. Gene Ontology annotation, molecular function: actin filament binding.